This is a messenger RNA of Haliotis rufescens (red abalone), 1387 nucleotides long. RefSeq names its product ubiquitin-conjugating enzyme E2-17 kDa-like. Bases 130 to 573 code for a protein of 147 amino acids. Gene Ontology annotation, molecular function: ubiquitin conjugating enzyme activity. The transcript is spliced from 6 exons. Gene Ontology annotation, cellular component: nucleus. Lineage: Eukaryota; Metazoa; Mollusca; Gastropoda; Lepetellida; Haliotidae. The record is from RefSeq and is a predicted model, not a curated record. Gene Ontology annotation, biological process: ubiquitin-dependent protein catabolic process; protein polyubiquitination.
CGUGACGUUAUCGUGACUCAAUGGUCAACUAAGGGAGGUAACCGGUCAUACGAUCUGCGCAUGCGCAAAUACCAUAUUGCAUUGUGGAAAGAAAACACACUUACAUUUCAUUGACAUUUUAUCACAAUCAUGGCUUUGAAGAGAAUAAAUAAGGAACUGCAGGAUCUUGGUCGUGACCCUCCAGCCCAGUGUUCAGCGGGACCAGUCGGGGAUGAUUUAUUCCAUUGGCAAGCAACUAUCAUGGGACCUCCUGAGAGUCCUUAUCAGAACGGAGUGUUUUUCCUGACUAUACACUUUCCAACCGAUUACCCCUUCAAACCUCCUAAGGUUGCAUUCACUACCCGGAUCUAUCAUCCAAACAUCAACAGCAACGGCAGCAUCUGCUUGGACAUCCUGAGGACACAGUGGUCGCCAGCUCUCACCAUCUCCAAAGUCCUGCUUUCCAUUUGCUCACUGCUGACAGACCCCAACCCAGACGAUCCACUUGUACCCGAGAUAGCCAGAAUUUAUAAAAACAAUAAAAUCAAGUAUACAGAGACAGCUCGAGAGUGGACCCAAAAGUACGCAGUCUGACGUGAAUGCUCCACAUCCAAACACAAAACACUCCGUGCCGGUUUUAUUUUUUGAUUCAACACAUUCACUCACUAGUACACUAUUUCCAUCGGUAAGUUCCUGUACUGGGAUCUGUUCUUAGCAUGAUCAAACAAACAAUGUUGCUAUUUCCUUGAUGUCUGGCAUGGUUAGACCAUGCUCAUGGACUGGAGCUGUAAAGUUGGUAGUUGUUUUUUUUUAUUGCUGCAUCUACAUAAACGUGCUGCUAGCUCACUCGGGCCCAGAUAACUGGGGUUAUGUCUUCACAGUUUGUCUAUCAUGCAUUCUGUCAUUUUCCUGAAAGAUGCUGUGUGCCAAAGAUUGUAGUUUAUUAUGAACUGUUUUCCUCUUUGAAUUUGUUUUAUGAUCUGAAAGUGCUACGACGGUGAACACAAUGAAAAUUAAAUGGCCAUGGUAAAUAAGCGCUGUGGGUAAACUUCAAACCAAUUACAAAAUGCAUAAUUGUUGUUUUUCUGACAUAUUGUGGGCACAGCUUUCCUGCUUAAACAUUUGUUCCUGAUAUUUUUGUUUCUAAUGCUUGAUAUAUAAAAUGUAUGUAGGGUGUACUGAAAUGAUAUUUUUGAUAUUUACUGUAUGGAAUAUAUUACAUAGAUUCCCCUGUGAGCUGCAGUGUUCCAAAGUUUCAUAUAUCUGUUAGAAAACAAAUGGUAGAGAAAAUGUCAUUUUGUUUAUGCCACUUUCAACUGUUUCAAGUCUCAUCCCAAGAUUUUCUUCAUUUCUUGUGACAGUUUGUAAAAAUAUUUUGUAUAUAUCAUAAAUCACCGAUUUAAUGAAA